This is a messenger RNA of Dioscorea cayenensis subsp. rotundata (Guinea yam), 1554 nucleotides long. RefSeq names its product telomere repeat-binding factor 1-like. The coding region runs from base 151 to 1041 and encodes 296 amino acids. Gene Ontology annotation, molecular function: double-stranded telomeric DNA binding. Gene Ontology annotation, cellular component: nucleosome. The transcript has 8 exons. Lineage: Eukaryota; Viridiplantae; Streptophyta; Magnoliopsida; Dioscoreales; Dioscoreaceae. Gene Ontology annotation, biological process: nucleosome assembly. The record is from RefSeq and is a predicted model, not a curated record.
CUCUUUAUAAUCAACUCUCCAACGCCUUUUUUUCCAAAACCCUAACCCUAAUCUCCCCAAAUUCAAGAAUUUCAACAAUCCUCUCCUGAUCAUGCUCUGAACAAGUAAUCGUUUUCCUGCCUCUUAUACUGGGUUCUUGGAGUGUGGGAUAUGGGUGCUCCCAAGCAAAAAUGGACAUCAGAGGAAGAGUCUGCACUUAAAGCUGGUGUGGUCAAGCAUGGGGCUGGCAAAUGGCGCACAAUAUUGAAAGACCCGGAAUUUAGCGGCAUCUUGUGUUUGCGAUCGAAUGUUGACCUCAAGGACAAGUGGAGAAACAUGAGUGUUGUUGCAAAUGGAUGGGGAUCCCGAGAGAAAGCUAGGAUUGCCUUCAAAAAGAGUCAACAUGCUCUUAAGCAUGAUGACAAUUCAAUGGACCAUGCUACAGGAGAAGAGGAUUUUGAUGAUGAAGUCGAAGCCAAGCCUCUUCCAAACUCCCCAGAAAGGUUGCAGAUCAGAGGUUCUCAGAAAUUAUCCUUAAAGCUCGAAAGUCUCAUAUUUGAAGCUAUAACUACUUUAAAGGAGCCUACAGGAUCUAACAAGAAAGCUAUUGCCCAAUAUAUUGAGGAUCAACACUACCCCCCUCCCCCAGAUUUGAAAAGGAGACUGUCUACAAAACUUAAGGCUUUGACUGCAUGUAGAAAGCUAAUUAAGGUUAAGCGCAAAUACAGGAUAGCACCUGGUCCGGCCUUAUUUGAAAGGAGGAACUCUGAGGGUAGAGUGAGAGGGCCUGUGAUAGCUGAGAAGGAUGAUUUCAAACCUCUAUUGAAAUCUCAAAUUGAUGCUGAAUUAGCAAGAAUGAGAACUAUGACAGCAGAAGAGGCCGCCGCUGCUGCUGCUCAAGCAGUUGCUGAAGCUGAGGCCGCCAUGGCAGAAGCCGAGGAAGCAGCAAAGGAGGCAGAGGCUGCAGAAGCUGAUGCACAAGAAGCACAAGCAUUUGCUGAGGCAGCAAUGCGCACUCUGAAGAACAGAAAUGCAUCGAGGCUGCAGUCCCUUCGUGUUUGACGAGCUCCUUCACCGUUCAGAUUUUGCAUUCAGACUUCCAGUAAAGUGCUGUUUUUGCAAGAUAUUGUAGAUAUCACUUGGUUGUUGUAUAGAUGUUGUGAUGCAUGACCAGUCAACUGAUGUUCUUUGCCUGACUUGUUUACUGCUCAGGCGGUUGUGUCGAUUGUACUGCUACUCACCAGGUUGAGGCAAGGAAUGUUCCCUAGUCUGUAUGAUCUACAGAAAACAAAACAAUUGAUAAUAAGACAUGUUCUGACGUUUUUCUGUAUUGUAAUGCAAAGACCAGAAGAAAAUUCUUUUGACUUUUGUAUAACUAAUCUCUGUUUUAUUUUUCUUUUCUUUAUCUUGAUCCAAUUUAAAUUGAAAUGGAGAAUUCAUUUGAUUACUCCAGAAGUAAAUAGAAUAGCCUGUUUUGACUUAAAUGUUUAUCAUCUUGGAUUGAUCUGUGUGCCAUGAAAUCAAAAUUCGGAACGUUGUCGGUGAAAUUACUAGUCUGUAAUUACUAUAUAUAUA